CGGAGACCGAUCAAGGAGAACGAGAAUGAGCUACUACAACCAGCAGCAACAUCCCGUUGGUGUCCCUCCGCCGCAAGGUUAUCCACCGGAAGGAUAUCCCAAGGACGCGUACCCGCCCGCCGGAUACCCCCAGCAGGGCUAUCCCGCCGGGUACCCUCCCCAGCCCGGGUAUCCUCAGCAGCAGUACGCGCCGCAGUACGCGCCGCAGUACGCCCAGCCGCCGCCCCAGCAGCAGCACCAGAGCAGCGGUUUCAUGGAAGGCUGUUUGGCUGCUCUGUGCUGUUGCUGUCUUCUGGACGCUUGCUUCUGAGGAUGAUAGACACAAGACUGGAAGUGAUUUUCAUGUCAAGGCCCUCUUUUGUUAUUUGCUCUUCUUGCUAUAUUUUCCCGUGUCUAUGUCGUUGCUCAUAUUGACUUCUUGAAUAAUAUGAAACUUUUCUCGUCAAUUGUAAGUGUAUUUUUCAUCUA
Messenger RNA from Rhodamnia argentea, 468 nucleotides. Its product is annotated as cysteine-rich and transmembrane domain-containing protein WIH2-like. The coding region runs from base 26 to 310 and encodes 94 amino acids. Gene Ontology annotation, cellular component: plasma membrane. The record is from RefSeq and is a predicted model, not a curated record. The transcript is spliced from 3 exons. NCBI's taxonomy places the organism in Eukaryota, Viridiplantae, Streptophyta, Magnoliopsida, Myrtales, Myrtaceae.